Ixodes scapularis (black-legged tick) is the source of this 2166-nucleotide messenger RNA. RefSeq lists its product as uncharacterized. The coding region runs from base 2 to 1861 and encodes 619 amino acids. The record is from RefSeq and is a predicted model, not a curated record. The transcript has a single exon. Lineage: Eukaryota; Metazoa; Arthropoda; Arachnida; Ixodida; Ixodidae.
CAUGGCGGUGCCCUUCACGCAUAUUCGUUUUCUGCUGCUCAUGCAGGUCGUGUGUCGUGGUGCUUCAUCGCUAUUGCAACGCAACGUCAGCAAAGACACGGAACAUCCCCCACCAUCGGCUACGCCUGUUUUCGCCUUCAACUCGGAUCUUCUCGACGACACCACUCUCGCAACGUGUCCUGCACCCGUUUCUGGCCAGUGUCCGAUCCCUGCCUACGAACCUUGGGAGGACAGUUUCGGUGUUUUCAGCCUACAAAAGGCGGAAAUCGACAGUCUCGGCUUGGGGCGUGGAACCGGCACAGUCAUGGCGGUGCCCUUCACGCAUAUUCGUUUUCUGCUGCUCAUGCAGGUCGUGUGUCGUGGUGCUUCAUCGCUAUUGCAACGCAACGUCAGCAAAGACACGGAACAUCCCCCACCAUCGGCUACGCCUGUUUUCGCCUUCAACUCGGAUCUUCUCGACGACACCACUCUCGCAACGUGUCCUGCACCCGUUUCUGGCCAGUGUCCGAUCCCUGCCUACGAACCUUGGGAGGACAGUUUCGGUGUUUUCAGCCUACAAAAGGCGGAAAUCGACAGUCUCGGCUUGGGGCGUGGAACCGGCACAGUCAUGGCGGUGCCCUUCACGCAUAUUCGUUUUCUGCUGCUCAUGCAGGUCGUGUGUCGUGGUGCUUCAUCGCUAUUGCAACGCAACGUCAGCAAAGACACGGAACAUCCCCCACCAUCGGCUACGCCUGUUUUCGCCUUCAACUCGGAUCUUCUCGACGACACCACUCUCGCAACGUGUCCUGCACCCGUUUCUGGCCAGUGUCCGAUCCCUGCCUACGAACCUUGGGAGGACAGUUUCGGUGUUUUCAGCCUACAAAAGGCGGAAAUCGACAGUCUCGGCUUGGGGCGUGGAACCGGCACAGUCAUGGCGGUGCCCUUCACGCAUAUUCGUUUUCUGCUGCUCAUGCAGGUUGGUGCCAGCUUCUCUAAAUGUUCUAAAUUUCGUUUUGCUCUUCUGCCGGUUCCACCCCAUGUUGUAUUUGCUAACGUUAGAUCACGCGGCUUGACCUGCCGAUUUCGGAGAGGUUUCGUGUUGUUGCACAAUUACGCUUUCUAUUUCUUAUUGCUACUGCUGUGCGGUGACGUUGAAUUAAAUCCCGGCCCUCUUUCUGUCGCGCAAGAAAAUCAGCUAGUUGAAGCAAUGCAACUAAUUCCAAGUAUGCACGAAGGACAAAAGACUGUAAUAAACGAACUGAAAGCCAUCAAAGAUUUGCAAACCACAUUCGAAAGAAAACUGGAGGGCUUAUUUUCUCGUAUAGCCAUAAUUGAGAGCGAUGUGGCUGCAAUUAAACCACUGAGGGGAGAAUUUGAAGAACUUAAAGCGUCAAAUCGGGAACUCGAUACGCAGCUUAGAACAACAGCUUUACGUCAAGAAGAACUGGAAAAUCAAUCUCGGAGAAACAACCUGCUCAUCUACGGUUUGCCCGACGUGGCGGCUGAAACCUGGGAAGCUUCAGAGGCUAAGGCUUUAUCUUUUUUCGCCGAUAAGCUCGAUAUACACCUUGAAGCUACUAGCAUUGAACGAGCGCACAGGAUUGGCCGCUUUGCUGCUGAUAAAAACCGCCCUUUGAUUUCGAAGUUCCUGUCAUUUAAAGACAAGCAAAGGGUUCUUUCCAAGGCCUUCAAACUAAAACGAAGUGGUUUUUCUAUAAGCGACGAUUUUUCCCCUGCAGUACAGUUUGCAAGACGCAGACUUCUAGACUACGCCAGUGAGCAGAACGCGCAAUUUAAAUUGCGAUACAACAAGUUAACUAUAGGCAACAAAACGUAUAUGUACGAUCCAGAUAAUGACACUGUGUUCGAAAGUGCCCGGUAACCACCAAAGCAUACAAGCGGAAAUGGAGAACUUAGCUUUCAAAAACUAGUCUUCAUAACUGUUAACUGCAGAAGUGUUAAAAACAAAAAAAGACGAACUUGCCUUUCUUCUGAAUUCAACACAGGCUGAUGUGGUUAUUGGUACGGAGUCGUGGCUUGAUGGUUCUGUAGACAGUUCUGAAAUAUUUCCUGCUAACUAUGAGGUCUACCGCAAAGAUAGAAAUCUAAGGGGCGGGGGUGUGUUCUUACUUGUGUCUACAGACCUACCAAGCACAGCCCUUGAAUUUCACGACUGUAUUUGCGAAU